AUGGCUCCUGAUAGGGAGCCCGUCUCCAUGACUUCGGGCGAUUUCGCCGCGGACAAGGCCAACGAGGCCGGAGAGGCCGUGCAUGAAGACGUCCUCCCUUCCGCAGAGGCCCUCGCCGAAGCCAUGGCCCACGGGACGCCGUCACCGUGGAGCAAGUCUCUUCUCAAGCUGUACUGCUUCUGUGCAGUCGCCUUCCUCUGCUCCACCAUGAACGGCUACGACGGCUCCGUCUUUGGCUCCCUCCCCGCGCUGGAAUCGUUUAGAAAUCGGUUCGAGGUCGGCAAGACGGGCCCCAAGCUGGGCUACAUCUCGGCCAUAUACACAGUCGGCACGAUUGCCUCGCUGCCCGUCACCGGCCCCGCGUGCGACGUCAGGGGCCGCCGCACGGGCAUGUUCAUCGGCAGCGCCAUUGUGAUUGCGAGCGCCGUGCUGUCCGGGCUGGCCGCCGGCACGGCGCAGUUCGUCGCGGGCCGCUUCUUCCUCGGCUUCGGGGUCAGCAUCGCCCGCUGCGCCAGCUCCAUCUGGGUGGCCGAGACUGCGCCCCCGUCGAGCCGCGGCGUCCUGACGGCGUUUUACAACUGCACGUACGCCAUCGGGGCCGUCAUGGCCGCCGGCGUCGCCCGCGCGUCCGUCCGGUACCCCGGCGACGCGGCCUGGAGGAUCCCCGUCUGGUGCCAGCUCGUCUGCCCGGCCAUUGUGUGCGCCCUCGUCAUGCUGCUCCCCGAGUCGCCGCGGUGGCUGUACGCGAACCGGCGAGAAGCGCUGGCCGUCGAUUUUCUGACCGAGUACCACGGAGAGGGGGACCCGAACCACCCCCUUGUGCGGCUGCAGGUCGACGAGUACCGCCGCGUCAUUUCCCUCGACGGCUCGGACAAGAAGUGGUGGGACUAUGGCGACCUCUACAGGACGCGCUCGGCGCGCUGGCGCGUCUUCAACGCCCUGAUCCCCUCGGUCUGGGGGCAGUGUUCGGGAAACGCCUUCGUCAGCUACUACCUGCCUGCGAUGCUGGCCACCGCGGGCAUGACGCGGCCGGACCAGAUCCUCAACAUCAACCUCGGGUAUACCAUCGUGUCCGCCGUGGCCUCGUACAUUGGCGCCGGCCUCAUUGAGAGAAUGGGCCGGCGGCCAACCAGCAUCUGGACCUCGGUCGCGUGCUCCCUUUGUUUUGCCGGCAUCACGGGGGGCGCCGGGGCAUACACGAUGACCAAGUCGGGCGGCGCGGCCGCGGCGGGCGUGGCCUUUAUCUUCAUCUUUGGCUGGUGCUACAACUUUGGCAUUACGCCCCUGCAGGCGCUGUAUCCCGUCGAGUGUCUGUCGUACGAGCAGCGCGGCAAGGGCCUGGCCUUUGUCUUUGCCUUUGCCCACUGCCUGGCGUUCGUCAACCAGUUUUGCUUUCCGAUUGCGUUGCAGCGGAUUGGCUGGUACACGUACAUGAUCUUUAUUGGCUGGGACCUCAUCCAAGCGGCCAUCAGUUACCUCUUUUCCGUGGAGACCAAGGCCAGAUCUCUGGAGGAAAUGUCGGAGAUUUUCGAGGCCAGGAACCCGGUCAAGGCUUCUCUUUCUUCUCCAAAGCACGCCGAGAGCAGGGGCUAG
Molecule: messenger RNA, 1593 nt
Organism: Metarhizium brunneum ARSEF 3297
Lineage: Eukaryota; Fungi; Ascomycota; Sordariomycetes; Hypocreales; Clavicipitaceae
Product: Lactose permease
Biological process (GO): carbohydrate transport; transmembrane transport
Cellular component (GO): membrane
Molecular function (GO): carbohydrate:proton symporter activity
Source: RefSeq, a predicted model, not a curated record